UCAGUCCGCCAACUAGUUUGUUGAUUUCCGUUGAAAAAUUCUAAAAAAUGGCUACAGAAGUUGAGGAGACUAUCAAGAGAAUCCAAGCCCACAAAGGUGUUAUGGGUGUCAUCAUAGUCAACCACGAAGGUAUUCCGAUUAAAAGUUCUCUGGACAAUGCAACUUCCGUGCUGUAUUCAGGACUCAUUGGGCAGCUGACUGAGAAAGCUAGGAAUGUUGUUCGAGAAAUGGACUCUACAAACGAGCUGACAUUCCUACGCGUUAGGAGUAGAAGACAUGAGAUACUCAUUGCUCCAGACAGAGAAUUUAUACUAAUCGUCAUACAAAACACCACGGACUAAACACCUUUGUCAUUUACAGCCAUAACAGACUUGUAAAAAAAAUGUCAUUGAACUCCCCAAUUUAACAAAGCAGCUCAAUUGAUGUUCAGAUGAAGUACACAAUUGUCAUAUCAAUGUAUGUCUUUAUUACCCAUGUGAUUGGUCAUUAACCAUUCUCAACAACACAAACAACUACAUAUUCAGAAGCAAAUUUAUAUUUUACACGAGUAAGUACAGCAAAGUGCACCCAGUAGACUUCUAAACUUAUUUACUACAAAGUGCACCCAGCAACUUAAUUUACUGCAAAGUGCACC
This is a messenger RNA of Hyposmocoma kahamanoa, 634 nucleotides long. RefSeq names its product dynein light chain roadblock-type 2-like. The record is from RefSeq and is a predicted model, not a curated record. The transcript is spliced from 4 exons. Lineage: Eukaryota; Metazoa; Arthropoda; Insecta; Lepidoptera; Cosmopterigidae. Gene Ontology annotation, molecular function: dynein intermediate chain binding. The coding region runs from base 48 to 341 and encodes 97 amino acids. Gene Ontology annotation, biological process: microtubule-based movement. Gene Ontology annotation, cellular component: centrosome; cytoplasmic dynein complex; cytoplasm.